CUGAACUUGCGGACCAAAAGGUCCCAGGUUCAAAUCCCGGGAGCGGAAUGAGCGCCUGCUGUUAGCCUCAACUCCUGCCAACCUAGCCGUUCAAAAACAUGCAAAUGUGAGUAGAUCAAUAGGUACUGCUCCGGAGGGAAGGUAACGGCACUCCAUGCAGUCAUGCCGGCCACAUGACCUUGGAGGUGUCUAUGGACAAUGCUGGCUCUUCGGCUUAGAAAUGGAGAUGAGCACUAACCCCAGAGUCGGUCACGACUGGACUUAAAGUUAGGGAAAACCUUUACCUUUACCUUUACCUACUGAUCUGAAGUGUGAGCUUGACAACCCUUGAUUAGCUUGCUUUCUGCUGUUCCAGAGACUACGGGCCCUUUCACACAGCUAUAUAACCCAGAAUAUUAAGGCAAAUAAUCCACAAUAUCUUCUUUGAACUAGAUUAUCUGAAUCCACACUGCCAUAUAAUCCAGUUCAAUGUGGAAGGGGCCUAAGACACAGAGCAAUAGAUUCAAACGACAGGAAAGGAGAUUCCACUAAAUAUUAGAAGAAUGUCCUGAUGGUUAGAAGUGUUUGGCAAUGGAAUAUGUUGCCUUGGAGUAUGAUGGAACCUCCUUCUCAGCAGGUUUUAAAACAGAGGAUGAACAGUCAUCUGUUGGGAGUGCUUGAGUUAUGUCUUCCUCCAGGGAAAGACAUAAUGGCCCUUGUGGGUUCUACCAACUCUGAUUUAAUGAAAACUAGACACUUCUGGAUUGGUUUCUUCCCCGACUUCCUCCCCACCUCAUUUUCCACAUAUACCAGUUUUUAGGCCUGUUGAUGAUCAUAGGUACACUACUGAGUUAUCUUUCAGCACCCCGUGGUCAGAUCAUGAGGCAAAUCAUAGACACAACAUCACGGGCUAUAUGUCUUCUCUAGGGACCUGUAUUACUUACCAACUGUCACCAGAGGGCCCUUUUCUACAGUUUUCUCUAGUGAUGUAAGAAGAACACUCUCCUUGCCACUGAUACAAUGGUCAUCCAUCAGAGACAUGAAGAGAGCACAGAAGAAAAGAUACAUCUGGAACGAAAAACAAUCCGACACUGGCCAUCCUUCACUUUCUUCUGGGUGGUUGUCUUACUUUCUUUGGAGAAUGGAGCCUUUGAAGCCAUAGACACAAGACAUCUGAAGACGAUCAUUGACUACAUCAGAUGGUAUGGACUUGAAGACCGAUACCAGUAUGCUGUGGCUGUAAGGCUGGAUAAAAAGUACUGCAGCAAUCCUAAUCCAACGAACCUGGAAGCUGUCUUGCCUGACAAUGAGAUGCUACAGAUGAAGAAUGCUAUUAAGGAGAAGAAUGGCAUAUAUAUCCCAAAUAAAAUAAAAAAUAUCAUUGCUGCUAGGCCAGAUAAGGAAUUGCCCAGAAAGCAUGCUGAGUGGCGUUUGCUUAAUGGAGGCAAGAACAGCCCAGUAGAAAAGCUGCUAGCUAAUGGGGGCCAGAAUAGCUGCUUCAUCUUUUUCAGCAAAUCAUCCCCCUGUGUAGAUCGGUGUCUCAAUAUGAAUGACAUGAAUAAUAUUGUUCAGAUUCUCAACCCUAUUUUUAACAGGUACAGUGAGAAUUCCAGGGCUUUUGUAUUUGAAACUAUAUAUUAUAAAGAUGAAGAGAAACGGGCUGAAGUGGUGAUUAAUGCCUGGAAAAAAAUCCGGCAUGCCCCACUAUUCAAGUGCAAUAGAAAUAAUUGCAUCCAGUGUUUUGACAAUAAUCUACCAGAAAUCAGAAGCCCCUGCUAUAGCCGCUAAACUGCCUUAUGGGCUUAGUUAGCAACAAGGCACAAUCUGGCACCCACAGCUUUGCUUCCACCAAAUUGUGCUUUGGAUGUGAUAUUUCUUGUAGAUAUCUGCCUUGCUGUUGACUCAAUAAAUAUUCAGAGCAUACCA
This is a messenger RNA of Anolis carolinensis (green anole), 1905 nucleotides long. RefSeq lists its product as uncharacterized. The transcript is spliced from 3 exons. Lineage: Eukaryota; Metazoa; Chordata; Lepidosauria; Squamata; Anolidae. The record is from RefSeq and is a predicted model, not a curated record. The coding region runs from base 1000 to 1767 and encodes 255 amino acids.